This is a messenger RNA of Parascedosporium putredinis, 1323 nucleotides long. The record is from the annotation of a GenBank genome assembly. Lineage: Eukaryota; Fungi; Ascomycota; Sordariomycetes; Microascales; Microascaceae.
AUGAAGUCCCAACGACUCUUGCAAGCCGCCGCCCGCGGUGUCCGACCUCGGCGGCAGCAGCAGGCCCCUCUCACGUCCCUCACGGCGCCGCAUACCACAACCCGCUCCCUCAGCUCCCAGCCCGUCCGCCGCGGCGCCGCCGCCACCGCCGCCGCCGCAUCGCCCGCGAACCCCGGCGUGGCCUCCAACCCAGCCAUGGCGUUCCCUUGCCUCGACAAGAUCGAGUCCCGGUCCGCCAACCUCGAAGCCACGUCGCGCGCCAGCGGGCCCGAGCCGUCCUACACCUCGGGCGAGACCCUCAAGUACCACUGCUCGGAACCCCUCCUCCUCGACUGGGGCGGCGUGCUCCCCGAGUUCGACAUCGCCUACGAGACCUGGGGCGAGAUCAACGCCGACAAGUCCAACGUCAUCCUCCUGCACACCGGCCUCUCCGCCUCCUCCCACGCCCACUCCACCCCGGCCAACCCCAUGCCCGGCUGGUGGGAAAAGUUCAUCGGCCCCGGCCUCAGCCUCGACACCGACAAGUACCACGUCAUCUGCACCAACGUCAUUGGCGGCUGCUACGGCUCCACCGGCCCCGGCAGCAUCGACCCGGCCGACGGCCACAACUACGCCACCCGUUUUCCCAUCCUCACCAUGGAGGACAUGGUCCGCGCCCAGUUCCGCCUCCUCGACGGCCUCGGCGUCGCCAAGCUCUACGCCAGCGUCGGCUCCAGCAUGGGCGGCAUGCAGUCCCUCGCCGCCGGCGUCCUCUUCCCCGACCGCGUCGCCCGCGUCGUCACCGUCAGCGGCUGCGCUCGCAGCCACCCCUACAGCAUCGCCAUGCGCCACACCCAGCGCCAGGUCCUCAUGAUGGACCCCAACUGGAACCGCGGCUUCUACUACGGCCGCCAAACCCCCGCCCUGUGCCCCGAUUUUCUCAUCGAGACCUACCUCGACUACGCCGGCGAAAAGUUUUGCCUCACCUACGACCCGAAUUCACUUCUCUACGUCAGCAAGGCCAUGGACCUUUUCGACCUCGGCGCCGAGAACCAGGCCACCACCCGCGACCGCCGCGCCGCCCCCCCAGAGCUCCCAGCCCCCGACGACCUCAUCCGCGGCCUUGCCAACCUCCGCGAGAUCCCUACCCUCGUCAUGGGCGUCGCCAGCGAUAUUCUCUUCCCCGCCUGGCAGCAGAGGGAGAUUGCCGACGCUCUCCGCCUCGCCGGCAACCAGUCCGUCACCCAUCACGAGCUCAACGAAGAAGCGAGCAUGUUUGGCCAUGAUACCUUCCUCCUCGAUCUCAAGGUCAUUGGCGCGAACCUCAAGAAGUUCCUGGGUUGA